This is a messenger RNA of Sus scrofa (pig), 1241 nucleotides long. RefSeq names its product cyclin dependent kinase 4 (gene CDK4). The record is from RefSeq and is marked provisional. Gene Ontology annotation, cellular component: cytoplasm; nucleus; cyclin-dependent protein kinase holoenzyme complex. Gene Ontology annotation, biological process: G1/S transition of mitotic cell cycle; regulation of gene expression; protein phosphorylation. Gene Ontology annotation, molecular function: cyclin binding; ATP binding; cyclin-dependent protein serine/threonine kinase activity. NCBI's taxonomy places the organism in Eukaryota, Metazoa, Chordata, Mammalia, Artiodactyla, Suidae.
GCGCUGCAAGAACCGGCUCCGGGGCCCCGAUAACGGGCCGCCCCCGCAGCUCCUGACACGGGGCGAGGGUCUCAUCUGGUCUGAGAAUGGCUACCUCCCGGUAUGAACCAGUGGCGGAGAUUGGUGUUGGUGCCUAUGGGACCGUGUACAAAGCACGGGAUCCCCACAGUGGCCACUUUGUGGCCCUCAAGAGCGUAAGAGUCCCCAAUGGAGGAGGUGCUGGAGGGGGCCUGCCCAUCAGCACGGUUCGUGAAGUGGCCUUACUGCGCCGGCUGGAGGCUUUCGAGCAUCCCAAUGUUGUCCGGCUGAUGGAUGUCUGUGCCACUGCCCGAACUGAUCGAGAGACCAAAGUGACCCUGGUGUUUGAGCAUGUGGACCAAGAUCUAAGGACAUAUCUGGACAAGGCACCCCCACCAGGCUUGCCGGUGGAGACCAUCAAGGAUCUGAUGCGUCAGUUUCUAAGAGGCCUAGAUUUCCUUCAUGCCAACUGCAUCGUUCAUCGAGACCUGAAGCCAGAGAACAUUCUGGUUACAAGUGGUGGGACAGUCAAGCUGGCUGACUUUGGCCUGGCCAGAAUCUACAGCUACCAGAUGGCACUUACACCUGUGGUGGUUACACUCUGGUACCGUGCUCCAGAAGUUCUUUUGCAGUCUACGUAUGCAACACCUGUGGACAUGUGGAGCGUUGGCUGUAUCUUCGCAGAGAUGUUUCGUCGAAAGCCUCUCUUCUGUGGAAACUCUGAAGCUGACCAGUUAGGCAAAAUCUUUGACCUGAUUGGGCUGCCCCCAGAGGAUGACUGGCCCCGAGAUGUGUCUCUACCCCGAGGAGCCUUUUCCCCCAGAGGGCCCCGCCCAGUGCAGUCGGUGGUACCUGAGAUGGAGGAGUCUGGAGCACAGCUGCUACUGGAGAUGCUGACUUUUAACCCACACAAGCGAAUCUCUGCCUUCCGAGCCCUGCAGCACUCUUAUCUACAUAAGGCAGAAGGUAACCCAGAGUGAGCAAUGGAAUGGUUGCAACAGAACCAAGAGAAGAGAAGCCAACACUUCCCUUCCUUUGAACACUUGAGAGUCCCUUGCCGAGAAGUCGAUCUCUGCCUUCAUCUCUGGGGUGUGGAGACGACUGCCUCUGUCUUUUUACAGAGAAUAUUUUGCUGCCUUAAUGACAUUCCCCUCCCUCCCCUCCUUUUGAGACUUACCCCCCCCCAUUUCCUUACACCAAGGGGUAUGUUCCUUGCUCUCCCC